GUGCACACAGCAACACCAAUACACGGAUACGCUCGGCUCCGCAGGCAUCCUGCGCUCCAAAUCACUCCGCCCUGAACAGCGAGUGCCCUCUGGAGGGUGCGCACUCCGGCCCUGCGCAGCUCACACAGUGCGCGAGUGAAGUGCACAAGCCACGAUUCGGGACUGAGCCGCUGUGUGUGUGAUCCCAGCGCAUAUCACUUACCACUUGCAAGUGGAAGGAUGGCAAGCCUAAAGACAGUCAUAACUACACAGUGGGCAGUAUUUGCAUCAGUAUUUGCAGUAUUUUCAUACUUUUAUACUCUUUAAUGAAAGGUGAUACAAGGCGGAAGUCCGCGCCGUUUUUCAGCAGUCGCGUCACAUGACCAACGCCAGCGAAUCAGGAAGGUGGAUGUCACAGGGACGUUGUCCAAUGACGACGCCAGCUCGAGCUCAGCACAGCGUAUUCGCGUAUCUCAAUGUUUACACAGCACCGGACCAGAUACGAUCUAGAUUGAAUACAUGGACGCUGGCGGGUUCCCGUUUCCCGGCUUUUCCAGGUGGUUUAAUGUAAACAGACAGUGCAUCCGCGAAGAAAACGAGACAGAUACGGUCUAAUGUAAACGUAGCCAUAGACACAGACAACCAUUCACACUCACAUUCACACCUACGGUCAAUUUAGAGUCACCAGUUAACCUAACCUGCAUGUCUUUGGACUGUGGGGGAAACCGGAGCACCCGGAGGAAACCCACGUGGACACGGGGAGAACAUGCAAACUCCGCACAGAAAGGCCCUCGCUCGGCACAGGGCUCGAACCCGGACCUCCUUGCUGUGAGGCGACAGCGCUAACCACUACACUACCAUGCCGCCGGUGAUAAAUGUAUGUGUGUAUAUUCCAUCCAUCCAUUAUCUGUAGCCGCUUUAUCCUGUUCUACAGGGUCGCAGGCAAGCUGGAGCCUGUUCCAGCUGACUGUGAGUGAGAGGCGGGGUACACUCUGGACAAGUUGCCAGGCCAUCACAGGGCUGACACAUAGACAAACAACCAUUCACAUUCACACCUACGGUCAAUUUAGAGCCAUCAAGUAGCCUAACCUGCAUGCCUUUGGACUGUGGGGCAAACCGGAGCACCCAGAGGAAACCCACGCAGACAUGGGGAGAGCAUGCAAACUCCACACAGAAAGGCCCUUGCCAGCCACUGGGCUCGAACCCAGGACCUUCUUGCUGUGAGGCAACAGUGCUAACCACUACACCACCAUGCUGCUCCGUGUUUUAUUCAGGGGGCAGGAUGCUAGCCUAUGAACAACUCCGGGAUUUUGUGUUGGGAAAAUCAGAAGAUGGAAGCUUUCCCCUUUGGAAGGCUGCAGUUGGUGGCAUGGUAUCUGGUGCUCUGGGCCAAUUCUUGGCCAGCCCCACUGAUUUAGUUAAGGUACAGAUGCAAAUGGAAGGGAAAAGAAGGCUGGAAGGCAAGCCACCACGAGUACAUGGGGUUAUUCAUGCCUUUGUGAAGAUCGCAAAGGAAGGAGGGACCCGGGGCCUCUGGGCUGGUUGGGUGCCCAAUGUACAGAGAGCCGCUUUGGUCAAUCUUGGAGACCUCACAACAUAUGACACUGUGAAGCACUUUCUGCUAAGGAAUACUUCUAUAGGGGACAAUUGUCUUUGUCAUGGAUUAGCAAGCACUUGUUCUGGUUUAGUAGCAGCUAUGAUGGGAACACCAGCCGAUGUAGUUAAGACAAGAAUAAUGAACCAACCACGGGACUUGAAUGGAAGGGGGCUCCUGUACAAGUCAUCCAUAGACUGUCUGAGUCAGUCUGUUAGGGCAGAGGGAUUACUAACACUUUAUAAAGGCUUCGUACCAACCUGGUUAAGGAUGGCUCCCUGGUCUAUGACAUUUUGGCUGACUUUUGAGCAAAUCAGACAUGCUGUGGGCAUCAGUUCGUUCUGAUCAUAUAAAUCAAAAGAGCAAUAAAAAUAAGCUGAUGUUAAGGAA
Messenger RNA from Neoarius graeffei (lesser salmon catfish), 1963 nucleotides. It is a transcript of the gene slc25a27, whose product is annotated as solute carrier family 25 member 27. Lineage: Eukaryota; Metazoa; Chordata; Actinopteri; Siluriformes; Ariidae. Bases 1073 to 1918 code for a protein of 281 amino acids. Gene Ontology annotation, cellular component: mitochondrial membrane. The record is from RefSeq and is a predicted model, not a curated record. Gene Ontology annotation, biological process: response to cold; mitochondrial transport. The transcript is spliced from 8 exons.